Caenorhabditis remanei is the source of this 312-nucleotide messenger RNA. RefSeq lists its product as uncharacterized. NCBI's taxonomy places the organism in Eukaryota, Metazoa, Nematoda, Chromadorea, Rhabditida, Rhabditidae. The transcript is spliced from 4 exons. The record is from RefSeq and is a predicted model, not a curated record. The coding region runs from base 1 to 312 and encodes 103 amino acids.
AUGGAAGAUAAUGGAUUCGAACAGAACGAUGGAAAGUAUGAGCUUGAAAAACGUUCAUCAGAACAAGCUGAAAAAGAAAAGAAAGACCGCGAGGCAAGCCGCGGAGAAAGCUCUUCGACUGUUCACGAUGCAGAGGAGGAUCACAAACAGAGCAUUAAAAAAGAGGAUCUCGAAUCUGAUUCUACGAUAGACCGUAUUGAAAAACUGUUGAUUGAUAUUAAAAAUUUGAUGAUCGAAGAAAAGUCUCAUCGGCCGGUGUCGGAAGACCGUGUUCGUGAAAUGAUUGAGGAACGUCUUCAAGCGAAAAAGUAA